Messenger RNA from Myxocyprinus asiaticus (Chinese sucker), 1469 nucleotides. It is a transcript of the gene saraf, whose product is annotated as store-operated calcium entry-associated regulatory factor. The transcript is spliced from 6 exons. Lineage: Eukaryota; Metazoa; Chordata; Actinopteri; Cypriniformes; Catostomidae. The record is from RefSeq and is a predicted model, not a curated record. The coding region runs from base 180 to 1193 and encodes 337 amino acids. Gene Ontology annotation, biological process: regulation of store-operated calcium entry. Gene Ontology annotation, cellular component: endoplasmic reticulum membrane.
CAUCACCAGAAACACGGAAGAGGAAGUGUGUUAAGAAUAAUGUUGCGUUGAUGAAGAGUGGCCAAUUUCACUUUGAUAACAUCAUCUUUACCUUCAGUUAUUGUUAAAAACCACGUACAGGACUUCAGUGACGCACUUCAGACCAUCUAACACAAGGAUAAAGAAGAUAUUUUCACUUCAUGUUCGGAAAAAUGAAGAGCGCUGGAGUUUCAUUGCUGCAAUUCUUGCUUAUUGUGCCUCACAUCAACUGCUGGACUAAUGAUGCCGUGUUGCUGAAUGAUGUUCAGGUGCUUACCCUCUACAAAGGUCGCUACACCACCGCACGACGCUCCAGUCCGGUUCCUCAGCUGCAGUGUGUCGGGGGGUCAGCUGGAUGUGUCUCAUUCGUACCAGAGGUGGUCCAGUGUUAUAACAGAGGAUCAGAUGGCAUAGACACACAGUGGGAAUGUAAGACUGACAUGGAUAAUGCGUACAGGUUUGGCCGUGUGGAAGUCUCCUGUGAAGGUUACAGCAGUCCUAAUGAUGCGUAUGUCCUGAAGGGCUCAUGCAGUCUGGAAUACACACUGGAGCUCACAGCAAAGGGGAAGCAGCAGAACACUCAUGGCUCCUGGGGCUCUUCUGGCUUUUCAGACUUUGCCUCUAGCUUCUUCCAAGGCUCUAAUCAGAAACAGCAGCAGAGAGGUGGCCAGUAUCAGCAGUCUAACGGCCCAUCAGAUGAUGGAGUGAGUGGGCUUAUUGUGGUAGCUUUCAUUUUGCUGUUAGCAUAUGGUGUGUACAAGAUGUUUCUGUGCAGCCCUACCCAGGGCCACCAAGGUUACAAUGGCGAUGGCACCCAAGGUUCCAGUGGGUCCUGGGAUAACAGCCAUGGCAUGGGACCACCACCCCCUGGAUUUAAGCCAGAUUACACAGACCAUUCUAGCUCAAGGCCUGGGUAUGGCUUUUCUGACUCAUACACCAGACCUCAAAAUUCUUGGACCGGUUCCACUGGUGGAAAUAGAUCUGGAGGUGGUGGAUUCUGGACUGGAAUGGGCACAGGUGGAAUUCUGGGAUACCUGUUUGGGAGUCAGAGACGGCAACCACCCAUAGGCUCCACGGGACCAUCCUUCUUCAGCAGACCCUCUCCUCCACCACCACCACCAACAAGCUCAGGAACACGCACUGCCUCAGGUUUUGGAGGAACUAAAAAAAGAUGAUUCAAGACCAGCUCCUAGAUGGACAUCCACACUCAACAUCAGUUCACAGAUGGUCAUGACUGCUUUGCACAGAAUUAAACCUUUUUAGGCCUGUUAUGAUUCUUACAUUACUGUGAUGUUGCUAGACUAGAACAAGCAUGUUAUUGAUAUGGAUUACCGAUAGUUUGUUGCUGUUCUCUCAAACUCAUUAAAAACACCCUGCCUUCUUUUGUACUGAGGUUAACUCUGAAUUAAUUCAAUAAAAAUUAGCUGUGUCUGCAAGACACACAUGAGAAA